This is a messenger RNA of Dichomitus squalens LYAD-421 SS1, 1026 nucleotides long. RefSeq lists its product as uncharacterized. The transcript has a single exon. The record is from RefSeq and is a predicted model, not a curated record. The coding region runs from base 1 to 1026 and encodes 341 amino acids. NCBI's taxonomy places the organism in Eukaryota, Fungi, Basidiomycota, Agaricomycetes, Polyporales, Polyporaceae.
AUGGCAGGGUGCUUCCCGUUCUGUGAUUGUACGAACCACCUCCCAGUCUAUCCUCCAGUCCAUACCUAUCGUCACCGGGGCAGGUGGCCGCCUCCUCAGCCACGGCCGGUUCUCCAGCACGCCACGUACCCGUAUGUCCCAUUAUACCAAUCUACUCCUGCUCAGGCGCAGCCCAUCCUUGCUGAAGAGUCGCGACGCACGAAAGAGCGGAGCCAAUCACGGGACUCGAAGACGCGUCGCGUUCACUUCGCCGAUCAACCCAUCGUCAUCGAUCUGCCAAACCACCCGCCACGAAACGCUCCGGCCGUAGAUGCAACCACUCGGCCUCGUCCGCGCUCCCCCAGCAUAACUCGCGCGCCAUCACCCAUCCGACCAGCCGUUAAUCGAGCAACCCCUCCAGUACGCUCUCCCGCUCGUGCCCCUGCUGCGCAUGCGACCCCUGCACCACCACUCAGAACUUCUGCACCUGCCGCUUUCACUCCCGCCACUGCCGCCCGGCACUGUGACCAGCGCUCCGCCACCACUCCACGAAUCCUUCACGACUUGCUCACGUCGUUCCCUUCCGGCCUCUGGGACAUGAGACGCAACGCGAGACCGACGUACCAUCCCCAACACGAGCCACGCUACUCCGAGCCCGUAUACCCGCACGACCGCCGUAAGACGUCGAUCAAGCUCUACUUCACCCCGUGUAGCCGCACCGAGUUCUCGUGGAUCACGAAGGUCCGCGCAGGUUCCAGGAAGCAUCUGACUGUGGACGACGUCUUGGAUGCGAUUAGCACCGAACUAUUCAGGCGGUCGGCGGUGAGGGACUUGUACGAAAGUCACCCGUGUUUCUCGAAGAUCCGCAGCGCGCGUCGAAUCCGGACGCGACGCGGUUACACGAAGACGCCACAUUACGACGACGCGUUCCGGAAUGUGGACUUGUACCAUGUCGACCACGGGCAGGUCCUCUACUUCCGGGGGCUCAAGCCGGAGAGAUUGCGUGAUGGGGAAGUGGUGUAUCUGGUGAAGUUCAGCUACGCAUGA